AUGCUUGAGGACGACACUGUCCCUCAAGACUACCUUCCCUCCUACGAGACGGCGAUGGCCGAGAGCACGAGGCAGCAGAGAAACAGCGUGAACUCUGAUGGCAGAAUCGACGUGAACCUCGACUCCCGCCUCGCGACAACCCUCGCUCGCUUCGUCCCCGACUUCAAAGACCCCUCCAUCGCCGCGGCAACAGCAGCCCAAGGCCCCCCUCCAGAAUACGUCGAGGCAGCAGCGCGCUUCGCAGACAAGAAGAACUUCCCAGUCAAGCUCAACAUCGUCAUCCAGGUCGUCGGCAGUCGUGGAGACGUCCAGCCCUUCAUCGCGCUUGGCAAUGAGCUCCAGACGUACGGCCACCGCGUGCGCUUAGCGACCCACGAUGUCUUCGAUUCGUUUGUACGAAAAUCGAACCUAGAGUUCUACCCCAUCGGCGGCGACCCCUCCGAGUUGAUGGCCUACAUGGUCAAGAAUCCCGGCCUGAUCCCCAGCUUGAAGAGCCUGAAGGGCGGCGACAUCCAGAAGAAACGCAAGAUGGUCAAGGAAAUGUUGGAAGGAUGCUGGAAGUCGUGUAUCGAACCAGACACCCUCACGGGAAGGCCGUUUGUCGCGGAUGCCAUCAUCGCGAACCCACCUAGCUUUGCGCAUGUCCAUUGCGCGCAAGCAUUGAGUGUGCCACUGCACUUGAUGUUCACCAUGCCAUGGAGCAGCACGAGAGCUUUCCCCCAUCCGCUGGCGAACCUGAAGUUUGGAGAGAAGGGCGUCGUUGACCAGAGCACGGCCAACUUUGUGUCCUACAGCAUCGUCGAGUGGUUGACGUGGCAAGGUUUGGGAGACGUAAUCAAUGAAUGGCGGAAGACGAUAGAUCUCGAAGAAGUACCAUUCUCCGAAGGCCCAGUUCUUGCGGAGGUACAGAAGAUCCCCUUUACCUAUUGCUGGUCUCCAGCUUUAGUGCCGAAGCCAGAAGACUGGCCUGCUUACAUUGAUGUAUGUGGUUUCUUCUUCCGCGAGCCACCUCAGUACACGCCUCCUCCCGACUUGGCGGAGUUCCUUGCAAAGGGUCCAACUCCGAUCUACAUUGGCUUCGGGAGCAUCGUGAUUGAUCACCCCGAAGAGAUGACAAAAACAUUGGUUGAGGCGGUUCGUGCUACGGGCGUUCGUGCCAUCAUAUCCAAGGGGUGGAGUAAUCUCGGAGGCAUCGAGGCCGACGACGUGUUCUUCCUGGGUGACUGCCCACACGAGUGGCUCUUUGCGAACGUAGCGGCAGUCUUUCAUCACGGCGGUGCAGGAACAACAGCGUGUGGUCUUCUGAACGGUAGACCAACCACGAUCGUGCCGUUCUUUGGAGAUCAACCCUUUUGGGGAGACAUGGUUGCCAUCGCGGGCGCCGGACCGAAGCCAAUACCACACAAGCAGCUGAAUGUCGAGAAUCUCUCCGAAGCCAUCCGGUUUUGUCUCACGCCAGAAGCACUGGCAGCCGCUGGUGAGCUCGCGGCGAAGAUGAGGACAGAAAAUGGCGUAGCGACAGCGGUGAAGUCUUUCCACGCCAAUCUGCCUCUCGAAGACCUUCCUUGCGACAUCUUUCCGGAUCAACCUGCGACGUGGGAGUACAAAAGGGGCAAGAAACACGUCAAGCUGUCCAAAAAAGCGGCCGGUAUUCUCCUCGACCACCUCAAAAUUGGCCAAAAGAAUAUGUCACCACACGACACGAGAAGCAUCAUUAUCGAGAACCGGCGAUGGGACCCAGUCACCGGUGCCAGUUCAGCACUUCUUGGAGCUGCGACAGGAAUGUUCAAGGGCGCAACGGACAUCGUCGUCAAGCCUGUGCAAACGUACCACGAACGAUCGAAGAUGAAGUCGGCCGAGAUGGAAGAUACCAUUAGCAGCGGCAGCCAGACACCGACGCGAUCCGCAUCCGCCAGCCUCGCUCCCCCGUCAUCUGAGGCGCUUGAACGCCCACGAAGCGCGGGCCCCGGCAGUAGCAGUGGUAGCACCAGUGCUAGCGGAAGCACCACCGGCGCCGUUUUGAAAGCCUCGGCUUCGGGUGUCGGUGGCUUCUUCAAGGCUUAUGGCAAAUUCUACCUCGACGUGCCGCUUGCCGUGACGGACGGUCUGCGAAACGUGCCCAAGCUGUAUGGAGAAAAGGUCGAGCAGCGGAAGCCGAUCAACGACUGGAAGUCUGGUACCAUCGAGGGAGGAAAGCACUUCGUUGUCGGUCUGAGUGAGGGUUUUGCCGACCUGUUUGUGCAGCCGUAUAAGGGAGGACGUGAUGGAGGCGCAGCUGGGGCGGCCUUGGGAGUCGGCAAGGGUGUUCUGAAUAUGGCCACCAAGACGGCAUCAGCAACAUUGGGAAUCGUGGCGUAUCCUGGACAGGGUAUCUACAAGAGCAUACGAACAGCCGUUCAUUCGAAGACGCGCCGCAACAUUGCUGCAGCUAGACAAGCAGAAGGCGAGUACUUGGCUAGCAACAGUAACUUCGAGGUGCAGGCAGUAUUACACAGAUUUGAUACGUUGUGCCGUAUUAGCGAAGAGAAGAAAGAGAAGAAGGGACGCAAGAGUGACGAGCCGGAGCUGAUGGAGAGACAGACAUACUAG
This is a messenger RNA of Colletotrichum chrysophilum, 2589 nucleotides long. RefSeq lists its product as uncharacterized. Gene Ontology annotation, biological process: carbohydrate metabolic process. NCBI's taxonomy places the organism in Eukaryota, Fungi, Ascomycota, Sordariomycetes, Glomerellales, Glomerellaceae. The record is from RefSeq and is a predicted model, not a curated record. Gene Ontology annotation, molecular function: UDP-glycosyltransferase activity; hexosyltransferase activity. Bases 1 to 2589 code for a protein of 862 amino acids. The transcript is spliced from 7 exons.